This is a messenger RNA of Hirsutella rhossiliensis, 2103 nucleotides long. RefSeq names its product mitochondrial ATPase expression domain-containing protein. The record is from RefSeq and is a predicted model, not a curated record. The transcript has a single exon. Bases 1 to 2103 code for a protein of 700 amino acids. Lineage: Eukaryota; Fungi; Ascomycota; Sordariomycetes; Hypocreales; Ophiocordycipitaceae.
AUGCUCUUCAGAGGACCCCUGCUCCGGCCCGGCCGCCUCCCUCCGCGCCUCCGCCGCCGGCCCUCACCAACAAGCCGCAAUGCCACCGGCGGCCCCUCGAGCAGCGGCAAGUCGUGGCCCCAGAGCCUCCACGAUAGCUUCCCCCUAGCGCGGGACCCGCCCCUGGGCGGCGCGCUCGAGAGCGUCCUGGAUGCCGUGCGCACCAACAACACGGGCCAGCUCCUCAAGGCCUUCAUCGCCUGGACCUCAGUCUUGCGCAGGCACACACUGCCGACCCACGACGCCGCCGUGCGCGAGGUCCAGCAGCUGCCCGCCACGGCCGUGUCGGAGAUUGUGCGCAGCCUCGACCCCGUGCUCAACCCGCAUCUCGACGUCGCCCACGGCCUCACCAUUGGCAGCGGCGAGACGCAGUUCACGCCCGCCGCAUCCCUCGUCGACGAGUUCGGCGUCCGCACCCACCACGGCGAGGUGCUCCUCGGCAUGCAGGCCCUGCUGCGCGCCCGCGCCCGCCAGCCCCUCGCCCCGGCCGACUACGAGGUCAUGAUGCGCUGCGCCGGCGCCGGCGUCGACCGCCUGUCGGGCAAGCGCUUCUGGACCGCCAUGACGGACAGCGGCCUGCAGGACUGGCGCACCUCGCGAACCUGGGUCGAGUUCCUCAAGGGCCGCUUCAUGACGGAGCCCCUAUACUACCAGUUCGACCGCACCCGCGCCCUGACCUUGCCUCGCGACCUGCACCGCGAGAUGAAGCCCCUGUCGCUCGGCACCGUCAAGCGCCUCGACCGCAUCCGCCUCGGCCUCAACGCCCUGAGCCACCACCCCUGGAACCGCGAUCCCGCCCAGCCCGAGCGCGACUGGCGCCGCCUCCUGCGCAAGCGCAUCGGCUACGGCAGCUUCGUCAAGCAUUUUUACCGCAUGAUUGGCUACGGCUACGCCGUCAGCGAGGAGUUUCUGUGCGCCUCCAUGGUGGCCUUUUCGCGCUGCGGCCGGCAAAACGACAUCUGCACCCUGAUCCUCGAGGGCCACUACGGCAUCCGCGUCGUCCGCAACCAGGAACUCUUCCGCUGGGACGUUGAGGGCGGCAACGAUCUACCCGCCGACUCGCCCAUCCGGCCCACGGCCCGGCUCCUCGACGCCGUCGUCGACGCCUUUGGCGCCCUGUGCAACCUGCCCCUGGGCCUCGACCUCGUCCAGCACAUCUCGCAGCGCUACAGCCUGCCCAUACCACCGGAGACGUGGUCCAACCUCCUCCGCUGGGCCUACAUCAACGCAUCGGCGCCUUAUCGCCACAUGCGCGAGGCCGAGCCGCACCGCGACCUGCGCCCGGCGUCCAUCCGGGACCCGCUCCACGUCUGGCGAACCAUGACGUCGGAGCCCUACAACGUCGAGCCGUCCUUUGACGACCACUGCUGCCACGUCAAGAUGCUCAUCCGCAUCCGCUCCUUUGCGCCCGCCAUCGACACCAUCAGGAACCAGCUGGUGCCGCGCUACAAGCUCCUCGACGACGAGUACCACAAGGCCGUCCUCGACGAGCUCCUCGUCAACGACACCGCCCUCACCCCGCGGCCCGCCACCCACCGCCGCCGACAGGCCGAGGUGCACAAGGACCACGCCCGCUACCACAUCGCCCGCUGCCUGCACAUGCUGCUCAAGACGGCCUCGCAAAACGCCGCCCACCGCCGCGGCCGCGUCAUGCGCGUCCUCGUCCCCAACCUGCUCGCCGAGUUCGCCGAAUUCUUCCCCCACUACGUCAGCUACCGCACCGCAAACGGCCUCGCCGUCAUCCGCCGCGACGGCGCGCCCCGCCGCUUCGACUGGGUCCGCGCCUGGCGCACCACCCUGCCCGCCAACCUGUGCAGCGGCCAUCUCGACGAGGACGGCUCCGUCGACUCGAGCCAGUGGCCCAGGGCCGAGGACAUGAGGGUCUUGGGCUGGCAGCGCGUCCCCAGGCCCAGGCGCAAGAUCCUGGGGCGCGCCCCUGUCCCGAAGGACAAGGCCGUGGUGACGGACGCGACGGAUGUGUCAAAGGUGACGAGCGCCGAUUAUACGCUGCGCCACGAGGGCAUCAUGUGGUUUAAGAGGCUGGAGCGAGAACUCAUGAUGUAG